UGUACGGACGUGUUUUCCUAUUCUGUUCUUAUCGUGCGCUGCGCUGCGCGGUGGCGGAGAGUCGAGGGAAAACUGCAAAAAGGGAAAACCUGCUACCGAUGCGAAAAGGGAAAAACCUCAAAUACGAAACCCAAGCCAAUUAACCAAAUCAAUUUUUAAACAAUCUCUCUCAACGGCGAAAUAAGUGAGAAUUAAGUUUUGUGUUUUAGCCCAAAAGUGCAUUUAACUAGCCCCAAAGUAUCCCUAAAACGAAAGAGUUCGCAACUCUGCAUAAUUUAUAUUUAGAUAAAGUCAGUGUUUAUACGAUAUAGCCCCAGUAGUUAAUCAAAAAUGUGCUUGUCGGCCGAUGCUAAUGAGUCGACGGGGGCUCAGGUAAAUGAAGUUAACUGAUUGAGCAAAGAAAAAGGUGUGAACACAGCCUCAACAAAAACGGACUCCUCACCCGCCACAGCGAUACAAAUCGAUAAAGAAUUUAAAAAUAAAUAUUGUAUCCCAACGACACCACGCUCUAUUGUUGCGGCGUAAUCAUAGCGCGUAAUCCAUGCGAUUCGGUAUCAAAACACUGCCAAAGUAACCCCCGGAACCACCGAUUAAGGGGCAUCUACGGUCUAUAGUCUGGGCAAAGACCAACCUCAAGAUAACCGAAAGCGAAACGUUAACGAGCAUUUAAGAGGCAGUACAGCCCCCAAGUAAGCAGUAACCAGCGCCAGUAACUGGGUCAGUAGGCAGGACCAGUGCCCCGAUUCUCCAUCGAGGGCUUCAUUCUUGCAUCCACCUUCUUUUCGCUUCAAAGCGACCCUGGACCAUGAACUCCUCGAGUGGUGACGAUGAGGCGCCCAAGGACCCGCGUACCGGAGGCGAGGACUUUACGCAACAAUUUACAGAGAACGAUUUCGAGGGACAUCGCGCACACACCGUCUAUGUGGGUGUCCAUGUGCCAGGAGGCAGACGCCACUCCCAGCGCCGACGCAAGCAUCAUCACAGCGGCCCCGGAGGAGGUGGAGGCGGAGGCGGCGGUUCCGGCGGUGGCUCCGGCAGCAUGGGAGGUGGCAUCUCCAGCAAGGACAGCGGCAGCGAGAAGCAACAGGAAGUGGAGCGUCCAGUUACACCGCCCGCACAACGUGUGCAGUUCAUACUCGGCGAGGAUGUUGAUGAUGGGUCACAUGUAUCGCAUCCUUUGUUCUCGGAAAUGGGCAUGCUGGUGAAGGAGGGCGACGAGAUCGAGUGGAAGGAGACGGCGCGCUGGAUCAAGUUCGAGGAGGAUGUGGAGGAGGGCGGCAAUCGGUGGUCCAAGCCCCACGUGGCCACGCUCUCCCUGCACUCGCUGUUCGAGUUGCGACGCCUGUUGGUCAAUGGCACCGUCAUGCUCGACAUGGAGGCUCACAAUCUUGAGGUAAUGGCCGAUCUGGUUUGCGACCAGAUGGUCAGUGCCGGCACCCUGCCGCCCGGUGUCAAGGACAAGGUCAAGGAUGCCCUGCUGCGUCGCCAUCGGCAUCAGCACGAGUAUGCCAAGAAGACACGGCUACCCAUCAUUCGCUCUCUGGCCGAUAUGCGCAAUCAUUCGUCAUCGAAAAUGGAAGAGCAGUCCGGAAACACUUUAGGGGCCACCACGCCGAUUUCUCUAGCGGCCAGUGAGCCGGGAGCGCCUGGCACCAAUGGCAAUGCGAGCCUUACCAACACUGGCGGCGGCUUGGGCCGUUUUCUAACAGUACCCGGAAAGCCCAGCACCAGAACGCUCGAGGAUAUGGUGAAGAGUCCGAGCAGCCAGUCGAUGGCACGUCCGAGCAGCGGCACGGAACUCAACGAGCAGCAGCACAAGGGCAACACACACUUUAUGAGAAAGAUCCCUCCGGGUGCGGAGGCCAGUAAUAUUCUGGUAGGCGAGGUGGACUUUCUGGAGCGAACACUCUCCUGUUUCAUCCGCCUGAGCCAGGCAGCGCUCAUGGGUGAUCUGACAGAGGUGCCAGUGCCCACAAGAUUCAUCUUCAUUUUGCUGGGACCGCCUGGCAGUCAGAGUAAUUUCCAUGAGAUUGGACGUGCCAUGGCUACCCUGAUGUCGGAUGAGAUCUUCCACGAGGUUGCCUAUCGGGCACGCAAGCGGGAGCAUCUGCUGGCCGGCGUUGAUGAGUUCCUCGAUGCGGUCACCGUUUUGCCCCCUGGCGAGUGGGAUCCCACCAUUCGCAUUGAGCCGCCGGCGGCCAUACCCUCGCAGGACCCGCGCAAGCGACCACCAGAGCUGCCAAAGGAGGAGAUCGACGAGGAGGAGGAAGAGGCGCGUCUAAGGGAAGAGUCGGGUCUCUCGCGGACAGGUCGUCUCUUUGGCGGUCUGAUCAACGAUGUGAAGCGGAAGGUUCCUUUUUACUGGAGCGACUUUCGCGAUGCCUUCUCCAUGCAGUGCGUGGCAUCGUGGAUUUUCCUGUACUUUGCCUGCCUCUCGCCUAUUAUUACGUUUGGAGGCCUGUUGUCGGAGGCAACGGGCAAGCAUAUGGCAGCGAUGGAGAGUCUUGUGUCGGGGUUCGUCUGUGGCAUGGGCUAUGGCUUCUUUUCGGGUCAGCCGUUGACAAUAUUGGGUUCCACCGGUCCAGUACUGGUCUUUGAGUCAAUUAUCUAUGAGUUUUGCACCAAAAUGGAUUGGGAUUAUAUGACAUUCCGGUUCUGGAUCGGCAUGUGGGUCGCCGGCAUUUGUAUCGUCCUGACCGCGAUUGAUGCCAGUGCCCUCGUCUGCUACAUAACCCGCUUCACCGAGGAGAACUUUGCCACCCUGAUUGCGUUCAUCUUUAUCUACAAGGCCAUCGAGAAUGUGGUUGUCAUUGGUAAGAAUUUCCCCGUGAAUCAAGGCAUAUACGAUUGUGUCUGCAUACCGCCGCCGGGAAGCAACGCCAGUGUUGUGGAGUAUGCCAAAUACAACUGGGAUUAUUGUGAGCCGAACAAUGGCACGCUGGUUGGCGGCGACUGUGGCACUCCACCCACCGAGAAUGUCUUCCUCAUGUCGGUGGUUCUGUGCACCGGCACCUUCAUCAUCUCCACCAUACUGAAGGACUUUAAGAACGCCCUGUUCUUCCCCUCGGCUGUGCGCCAGUACAUCAGUGACUUUUCUGUGCUGAUUGCCAUCUUUGCCAUGACAUUCUUUGACUACUCGUUGGGUGUGCCCACCCAGAAGCUGGAGGUGCCUGCAGAGCUGAAGCCCACGCUGGACUCAAGGGGUUGGCUCAUACCACCAUUUAGCGAGCGGAAUCCCUGGUGGUCGACGAUCAUCGCCGUGUUCCCUGCUCUCCUGGGCACCAUUCUGAUCUUCAUGGAUCAGCAGAUCACCGCCGUGAUUGUCAAUCGGAAGGAGAACAAAUUGAAGAAGGGCUGCGGCUACCACUUGGAUCUGUUUAUUUUAUCAAUUCUUAUUGCCAUUUGCAGUGUGAUGGGUCUGCCAUGGUUCGUGGCUGCCACUGUUUUGAGCAUCAACCAUGUAAAUUCAUUGAAACUGGAAUCGGAGUGCUCGGCCCCUGGCGAGAAGCCACAGUUCCUGGGUGUUCGCGAGCAGCGUGUGACACACAUCAUGAUCUUCCUGACGAUCGGCGUUUCGGUGCUCCUGACACCGCUGCUCGGUAACAUUCCCAUGCCUGUGCUCUUCGGUGUGUUCCUUUAUAUGGGCGUGGCCUCGCUCAAGGGUCUGCAGUUCUUCGAUCGCAUAUUGAUCAUGUUCAUGCCAGCCAAAUACCAGCCAGACUACAUGUUCCUGCGACAGGUGCCCAUCAAGCGAGUCCAUUUGUUCACCAUCAUACAGCUGGCCUGUCUGAUCAUACUCUGGCUGAUCAAGUCCUUCUCGCAGACCUCCAUACUCUUCCCCCUCAUGCUGGUGGUGAUGAUCGGCAUACGCAAGGCCCUCGAUCUGGUCUUUACGCGACGAGAGCUGAAGAUCCUCGACGAUAUUAUGCCAGAGAUGACGAAGCGAGCGGCCGCCGAUGAUCUGCAUCAAUUGGACGCUGAGGAUAAUCACCAUCAGCAUCAGCAACCGCCUGGGGCGGGUACUGCCACAGGAGCCAACUAUAAUGGCAAUAAUGCGGGUCCAACCACUAUACACAUUCCUCUCUCUGGCAGCAAGCCGGUAUCGGGCAAUGGAGCGGGCAUGAAUAUACCCCAGGAGGCGGUGAAUCGCACCACAGUCUGGCAGCAGAUCAACAAGGACGGGAAUGGCAUCUCCGAGCAGCUCAUCAUACCGGUGACCGUCAAAGUUCGUCAGAUCAAUGGCAAUCAUGCCUCAACAAAUGCCGCCGCCCUGUCGCCACGCCUGUCGCCCAUGCACGAGGCGGAUGAGAACGAGGUCACCAUCAAUCCGACGAAUCCACAGCAGAUGAGCAACUGCAAGGAGGCGGCAGCCAAGCUCGAAGGAUCUAUGCUCGCCAGCCAGAAUCCAGCCAACAUAACACCCGUCUAAGAUCGUCUAAGGAACACACAAAUCCAAUUUUUACCGAACAAAUGCACAAAACAUACACUCAAACACACAUCUAUUUUAGUAGUUCAUCAUAGAUAAACCAGCAUCAUAAUCUCUAUAAAGAGUGGAAAUAUAUUUUUCACUCUCAAUUUAUCCAACAUCCAACAAGUAGUAGUAGUUUUUUCACCGGAAACAUUUUGGUAAAGAUUUUUAGCUGUACCCAGCAGGAGCAGGUUCGAGUUAUACAAGUAUUAUUUAUAAAUAUAAUAGAGAUAGAGUAGAUAACCCAAAAAACAUUCCAAGUAUACACUUUUGAGGCGAUUUUUUAUAGAGACGAUUGUCAAUUCCAAAGAA
Messenger RNA from Drosophila guanche, 4780 nucleotides. It is a transcript of the gene Ndae1, whose product is annotated as sodium bicarbonate cotransporter 3. Gene Ontology annotation, cellular component: plasma membrane. The coding region runs from base 806 to 4429 and encodes 1207 amino acids. Gene Ontology annotation, molecular function: sodium:bicarbonate symporter activity; solute:inorganic anion antiporter activity; monoatomic anion transmembrane transporter activity. Gene Ontology annotation, biological process: bicarbonate transport; regulation of intracellular pH; monoatomic anion transport. The transcript is spliced from 12 exons. Lineage: Eukaryota; Metazoa; Arthropoda; Insecta; Diptera; Drosophilidae. The record is from RefSeq and is a predicted model, not a curated record.